This is a messenger RNA of Lithohypha guttulata, 1560 nucleotides long. RefSeq names its product Translation initiation factor eIF-2B subunit gamma (gene GCD1). Gene Ontology annotation, cellular component: eukaryotic translation initiation factor 2B complex; guanyl-nucleotide exchange factor complex. The transcript is spliced from 2 exons. Lineage: Eukaryota; Fungi; Ascomycota; Eurotiomycetes; Chaetothyriales; Trichomeriaceae. The coding region runs from base 1 to 1560 and encodes 519 amino acids. Gene Ontology annotation, biological process: cytoplasmic translational initiation. The record is from RefSeq and is a predicted model, not a curated record. Gene Ontology annotation, molecular function: guanyl-nucleotide exchange factor activity; translation initiation factor activity.
AUGGGAGUCACAGAUAUCACUAUCAUCACACCACCUGCAUCGAAGAAGCCGAUAGAGGCUGCCUUGGCUCAACACCCAGACCUUACUGCUCUCCCUUCGCCAAAGCCCGAUCUUUUAGCCCCUGCUGACCUUGAAUUCAACACACCAACAGCAGAGCUGCUAAGACUUCCAGAAGUGCAGAAUGUCAUCAAAUCAGACUUUCUACUUCUACCAUGCGACCUGAUAUGCGAUAUACCUGGUGACGCCCUAUUAGAAUCGUACCUGAUAAGCAUGGCUGGCAUAGCUGGUACAGGUGCCGACUUCGGAACUCAGUCACAACUCAAGACACGGAACCAGUUUGGACUCGGCGCAGAAGGUAGUGGACGACGUGGUGGGCUUUCCGUCUGGUACAAUACGGUCAACAGAGAGGAAAGUGUCAAAAAGGAAGAAUGUGAUUUCAUGGGCACGGUUGCGCUCGAUACCUAUCAUAAAGCACCAUUGCAGAAAGUUUCAGAGCUACCUGACGGGCGACUGAGAAAGCUCGUCUGGACGACUCCAAUGUCUGAAGUAUUCGAGGAAGCUGAAGAAAAUAAGGCCUGGAGGAUUCGACAAUCGCUUCUUCGAAGGUACGGCUCAGUCAAAUGCAUGACUCAAUAUCGCGAUUCGCAUAUAUACUUUUUCCCGAAAUGGGUGAAGGAGUUCGCAAUGCAGAACGAGGAUUUCGAGAGUAUUAGCGAGGAUCUGGUCGGUACCUGGGCUAAGGCAGAGUGGCGGAAACCAACCUUUAGAGCACAAUUUGGAGCCAACAAGAUCUUCAAGAAAGCAUCGGCACCCACAACAAAUGGCACGGGUACUGAAUCUCGCAACAAGAACAUUGAAGAAGAAAUAGAUCUAUUAUCACUCAGCAGCACACAAAUUACACAACAUGUACCAAAUGCGACGCAGCUCAAACCAUCACAACCCAUACAAUUCGCUUCCCGUGUGCAAGGAACGAAUCCAGAAGACAGCAUGAUAUCGACCACAACGGACGAGUCAACACAAGACGACGAAGACGGCCAAGGUAACGAGCAAGACUCAUCUAUACCACACCUUCCACCCAUGCUAAGCUUUAUGCUUUCCUCAGCACCAUCCGCGCCACUUGUACGGCGUGUCGAUUCAACGCCACUACUACUCUCCGUCUCUCUACUCCUCGCAAAACUGCCAUCACACGACCAGAUCUCAUCAACCACAACACCCAGCCCAUUCUCCCAUCCCUCCAAGAUCCACCCUACAUCACAACCCCCACAGCAGCACUGCACAAUCAAGCAAUCCUGCAUUGGUAGUAAUUGCACCAUUGGUGCCGGAGCACGGAUUCAAGACUGUGUAAUUAUGGACGGAGCGCAAAUUGGAGAGAAGGCUGUAAUCAGUGGAAGCGUGAUAGGCAAGAAAGCGGUCAUUGGUAAGGGAAGUAAACUCAAGGAUUGUGAGGUGCAGGAUGGCAUGGUGGUUGGUGAGGGUGUCGAUGUGAAGAAUGAGAAGUUUUUGGUGGGUGGCUUCGAGGAAGGCGAUGACUUUGGAGAAGAGGAUGAUGACGAUGAGUAG